Messenger RNA from Westerdykella ornata, 3747 nucleotides. RefSeq lists its product as uncharacterized. Gene Ontology annotation, biological process: 'de novo' pyrimidine nucleobase biosynthetic process; glucan catabolic process; L-glutamine metabolic process. The record is from RefSeq and is a predicted model, not a curated record. NCBI's taxonomy places the organism in Eukaryota, Fungi, Ascomycota, Dothideomycetes, Pleosporales, Sporormiaceae. Gene Ontology annotation, molecular function: beta-glucosidase activity; carbamoyl-phosphate synthase (glutamine-hydrolyzing) activity. The transcript has 12 exons. The coding region runs from base 1 to 3747 and encodes 1248 amino acids.
AUGCGUGGAUAUCUUCUGCCGUUGCUGGCCACAGCCGCGCUUGGAAGAGCUACAGCGAUUCCUUCGAGCGAGAAGCGAGCUGUUAGCGACUGGGACACUGCGUACAGUAAGGCGACUGCAGCUCUCGCGAAGCUCUCCACCAGCGACAAAAUCGGCAUCGUAUCUGGCCAAGGAUGGCAAGCCGGUAACUGCGUCGGAAACACCAAAGCCGCCGGCUCCAUCGGAUACCCCUCGCUCUGUCUCCAAGACGGUCCUCUCGGCGUGCGUUACGUGCUGGGUGCGACUGCAUUUUCCGCCGGGGUUCACGCAGCGAGUACCUGGGACUUGGAGCUUAUAAGAGAACGCGGCAGUUUCAUCGGCGCGGAAGCAAAGACUUUGGGGAUCCAUGUUAUGCUUGGUCCUGUUGCCGGUCCCCUGGGCAAGAUUCCCACCGGUGGCAGGAACUGGGAGGGCUUCUCUCCGGACCCGUAUCUCACGGGUCUCGCUAUGAAGGAGACCAUCGAGGGCAUGCAAGAGGCUGGCGUUCAGGCUUGCGCGAAGCACUUCAUUGGCAAUGAGCAGGAGAAGAGGAGGGAGCAGAUGAGCUCGGGGAUUCCGGACAGGGUGCUGCAUGAGCUUUAUCUCUGGCCGUUUUAUGACGCUGCCAAGGCUAAUGUUGCGUCUUUCAUGUGCAGUUACAACAAAGUCAACGGCACGUAUGCUUGCGAGAACGGCGGCAUAUUGAAUAAAAUUUUGAAGGACGAGCUCGGUUUCAAGGGCUAUGUUGUCUCGGAUUGGAACGCUCAACAUACGACGGCCGGUAGUGCCAAUGCCGGCAUGGAUAUGACAAUGCCUGGAAGCAAUUUCGAGGGCAAAGACAAAGGCGUCUUGUGGGGCCCAGUCCUCCAGCAAGCCGUCAACAGCGGCCAAGUGCAAAUGUCUCGCGUCGACGACAUGGUCAAGCGCAUCCUCGCAGCCUGGUACCUGGUUGGCCAAGACAAGGGCUACCCGACCGCGUCCUUCAACUCGUGGAAGAUUGGCCAGCGGGAUGUGGGCGGAAACCACAAGACGAAUGUGAGGGCUAUGGCUAGAGAUGGCAUUGUGCUGCUUAAGAAUACGGGUGGUGCGCUGCCGUUGAAUAAGCCCAAGAGUAUCGCGGUGAUUGGGAGUGAUGCCAUUGUGGAUCCGAAGGGGGCGAAUAACUGCGCCGAUCGUGGAUGCAACGGUGGCACUUUGGCUAUGGGUUGGGGAAGCGGAAGCGUGGAGUUCCCGUAUCUGGUUGCUCCCUUGGAUGCCAUCCGAACACAGGCUCAGAAGGACGGAACCACCAUUGUGACUUCGACCAACGACAACGCUCAACAAGGAGCUGCAGCUGCACAGAAAGCCGACAUUGCCAUUGUUUGCAUCAACUCUGAUUCCGGCGAAGGUUACAUUGAGGUCGAGGGAAAUGCUGGAGAUCGCAAGAAUCUGGAUCCUUGGCACAAUGGGAACGAUCUCGUCAAGGCGGUCGCGGCGGUGAAUAAGAAGACUAUUGUUGUCAUUCAUAGUGUUGGACCACUUAUCCUGGAGCCGUAUAUUGAUAACCCGAAUGUCGUUGCCGUUGUGUGGGCCGGUCUGCCAGGCCAGGAAUCCGGCAACGGUCUCGCUGAUAUCCUCUACGGCGUCGCGUCUCCCAGCGGCAAACUGCCCUACACCAUCGCCAAGAGUGCUUCCGACUACGGCACAUCCGUCGUGAACGGCGACGACAAUACGUGGGAUCUGUUCAUCGACUACCGCAAGUUCGACAAGGACAACAUUGAGCCUCGCUUCGAGUUUGGCUUUGGUCUGUCAUACACCAACUUCACCUACUCGGACAUCACCGUCGAAGGCAAACCCACCUCGGGCCCCGCCAAAGGAACCAAAGGCCCCGGCGGUCCCGCCGACCUCUGGGAAACCGUCGCAACCGUCACGGCGAAGAUCACCAACAGCGGCGGCGUCGCGGGCGCCGAGGUGCCGCAGCUUUACGUCGGAUAUCCUUCCUCUGCGCCCGGACUUCCGCCCAAGCAGCUAAGGGGCUUCAAUAAGUUGAAGCUUGCGGCUGGGGCGAGCGGGACGGCGACGUUCAAGCUCAAGAGGAGGGAUUUGAGCUAUUGGGAUACGGGCAGGCAGGCGUGGGUGGUGCCGAGUGGGGAGUUUACGGUGUGGGUGGGGGCGAGCUCGAGGGAUUUGAGGUUGACGGGGAAGAUUACUGUACCACCUGUGGAAGGCCUCAGUAAACUGAAAGCCUCCAAUAUCCCAUCAUUCAUUACCACUUUCCAAUCUUUGAAACCAAAGGCCCCCAAUAUGCUGUCACAAAUCGUCAAGCCUUCCAUCGGUCGGUCCGUCCUGGGACAGUUCCAGCGGUCUCGCACACAGGUCCGCUCUCUGGCAACUGUGCAGAGCAACACCCCUCGCCAGACUCCUGCUCCUGCUCGAAGGAGCACUCCCAUUUCUUAUGAGAGGGCGACAUUCACCAUCAAGAAUGGACCAAUCUUCUCGGGCAAAUCAUUCGGCGCCAAAGCCAACGUCUCCGGCGAGGCCGUCUUCACCACCUCCCUUGUUGGUUACCCCGAGUCCAUGACUGAUCCCUCCUACCGCGGCCAGAUCCUUGUCUUCACUCAACCCCUGAUUGGCAACUAUGGUGUGCCAUCUGCCGCUCGGGAUGAGUUCGGCUUGCUCCGAUAUUUCGAGUCCCCCUAUAUUCAGGCCUCGGGUAUCGUCGUUCAGGACUAUGCCAUGAAACACAGCCAUUGGACUGCUGUCGAAAGUUUGGCCCAGUGGUGUGCUAGGGAGGGUGUUCCCGCCAUCUCUGGUGUCGACACCCGUGAGAUUGUCACCUAUCUCCGUGAGCAGGGUUCCUCUUUGGCCCGCAUCACUAUUGGAGAAGAGUACGAUGCCGACGAGGACGAGGCUUACGUUGACCCUGAGGCCAUCAACCUCGUCCGUCGUGUCAGCACCAAGGCGCCGUUCCAUGUGAGCUCCUCUCUGGGAGACAUGCACGUUGCCUUGAUCGACUGUGGUGUCAAGGAGAAUAUCCUCCGCAGCUUGGUUGCUCGCGGGGCUAGCGUCACCGCCUUCCCCUUUGACUAUCCCAUCCACAAGGUUGCGCAUCACUUCGACGGUGUCUUCAUCUCCAACGGCCCUGGAGACCCCACCCACUGCACGUCGACUGUCUACAACCUUCGCAAGUUGAUGGAAUCGUCGCAGAUCCCCAUUAUGGGCAUCUGUAUGGGUCAUCAGCUCCUCGCCCUUGCGGCUGGAGCCAAGACGCUGAAGUUGAAGUACGGCAACCGCGCGCACAACAUUCCGGCCCUAGACCUUACCACGGGCAAAUGCCACAUCACCUCCCAGAACCACGGUUAUGCAGUUGACCCGACCACUCUCCCCAGCGAGUGGAGGGAGUACUUCACCAACCUAAACGACCAAUCCAACGAGGGCUUGAUCCACGCCACCCGCCCCAUCUUCAGCGCUCAGUUCCAUCCUGAGGCCAAGGGCGGCCCUAUGGACUCUGCUUACCUCUUCGACAAGUACAUUGAGAGCGUGCAGAAGUACAAGGACCAGCAGGCCAUGUUCUCCGACAAGAGCAACAAGCCUAGCCCUCUCCUCGUGGACCUGCUCAGCAAGGAGCGUGUCGGUGUGCACCCUGCGUACGAAGAGUUCGAAGUGCACGCCCCAGGCACUAUCGAGCCCCAAGUUGUCAUGGAUACUGAGGGUACGCCUGCUCCUCAGCCUAUCGCUGCGGCUGCUUGA